UCCUUCUAACAACUCCACUCUAGCAUCUACCGAACGAAAAUGGACGAGGCGCUGGUUUCUGCCGAUGGGAAGAACUCCCGGGCGGUGUUGUGUCAGCGCUGCGGCUGUCGGGUGCUCUCUGCCGGGACUGCGACACUGGCAAAGCGGGAGCUACUUCUGCCUUCAAUGAAGAAGAAAUCAUCUUUGGCUGAUGAGUCAAAUCCAGACUGUGAGCUUCUUGUCGAGCAUUGGCUUGUGCAUGAUAUGUUUACUUUUGAGAAUGUGGGCUUCACCAAGGACGUAGGAAAUGUAAAAUUCCUGGUGUGUGCAGACUGCGAAGUGGGACCUAUUGGUUGGCACAGUCUGGAGGAGAAGAGUAACUUUUAUGUAGCAUUGCAGCGAGUCCAGCAUGAAUGAAGAACAUGAGCACCGACCACAAAAGAAGCCCUUAGAUAAGCAGCACUAAUUGACUUCAUGGUGUGAUGUGUUACGGCAUGGACCAGCACUUUACCCUAGUGCCAUACAUGUUUUAUAAAUGAUAUUAAAGGUCUCAGUUGUUUUCAGUGAAA
This is a messenger RNA of Bufo gargarizans (Asiatic toad), 548 nucleotides long. RefSeq names its product RAB interacting factor (gene RABIF). Gene Ontology annotation, biological process: post-Golgi vesicle-mediated transport; small GTPase-mediated signal transduction. Gene Ontology annotation, cellular component: cytosol; membrane. Lineage: Eukaryota; Metazoa; Chordata; Amphibia; Anura; Bufonidae. The record is from RefSeq and is a predicted model, not a curated record. Bases 40 to 396 code for a protein of 118 amino acids. The transcript has 2 exons. Gene Ontology annotation, molecular function: zinc ion binding; guanyl-nucleotide exchange factor activity.